CUCGGUCUGCUCCCGACACGGGCUGGCCAUCGCCUCCCGCACCCUGUGCCUCACCCGGCUGCUGAUGCUGGCCGCCUUCCCCCUCUGCUACCCUCUCAGCCGGCUGCUGGACUGGGCGCUGCGGCAGGAGCUCAGCGUCUUCUCCACGCGGGAGCGGCUGCUGGAGACCCUGCGCGCCGCCGGCCCCCACGGCGACCUGGUGCGGGAGGAGUUGGCCAUGGUGCAGGGCGCGCUGGAGCUGCGCACCAAGGUGGUGGAGGACGUGCUGACGCCGCUGGCCGACUGCUUCAUGCUCCGCGCCGAUGCCGUGCUGGACUUCGCCACCGUCUCCGAGAUCCUCCGCUCCGGCUACACCCGCAUUCCCGUCUACGAAGGCGAUCGGCGCGACAACAUCGUCGACCUGCUCUUCGUCAAGGACCUGGCUUUUGUCGACCCCGAUGACUGCACCCCCCUGCAGACUGUCACCCGCUUCUACCGCCGCCCGCUCCACUGCGUCUUCAACGACACGCGCCUUGACACGCUGCUUGAGGAGUUCAAGAAGGGAAAGUCCCACCUGGCCAUCGUGCAGCGAGUGAACAAUGAAGGGGAAGGAGACCCGUUCUACGAGGUGAUGGGCAUUGUCACCCUGGAGGAUGUCAUUGAGGAGAUCAUCAAGUCCGAGAUCCUGGAUGAGACGGAUCUGUACACGGACAAUCGGAAGAAGGAACGGGUGCCCCACCGGGGACGCAAGCCCCAAGACUUCUCCAUCUUCAGGCUCUCAGACAGCGAGAUGAAGGUGAAGAUCUCCCCACAGCUCCUUCUGGCUACGCAUCGGUUCAUGGCAACAGAAGUGGAGCCUUUCAAGUUGCCAUACCUCUCCGAGAAGAUCCUGCUGCGGCUCCUGAAACACCCCAAUGUCAUCCAGGAGCUCAAGUAUGACCGAAAGAACAAGAAGGCAGCAGAGCAUUACCUCUACCAGCGCAACCGUCCCGUUGACUACUUCAUCCUCAUCCUGCAGGGGAAAGUGGAGGUGGAGGUCGGCAAGGAAGGGCUGCGGUUUGAGAAUGGGGCGUUCACUUACUACGGUGUCCCUGCCAUCAUGGCUGUCGUUUCAUCAGAUAACGACAUGCGGAAAGUGGGCAGCCUGGCUGGAUCCUCCUUCCUAUUGCCUGUCUCAGUGUCCCGAACCUUCGCUUUCAGCAGAGGGGAUUCCCUGGCUGGCUCUCCAGUGAACAGGUCACCGUCACGGUGUAGCGGGCUCAACCGCUCUGAGUCCCCCAACCGGGAGCACAACGACUAUGGGGGCAGCACCACGCAGCUCCACAGCAGCAGCAACAACGUCUACACGCCCGACUACUCCGUGCACAUCCUCUGUGAUGUGCAGUUUGUUAAGGUCACCCGGCAGCAGUACCACAACGCGCUGGUGGCCAGCCGCAUGGACAGCUCACCCCAGUCCCCCGACAUGGAGGCCUUCGACAGGGAUUCAACCAAGGCCUCAACCACACGGGGAACCCCACAGACGCCCAAGGAGGACCCCACCACCCUCCUGAAUGAGAGGAACAGCGUUAUGUGCAGCCACUCCGAGGGGCAGCACAGUCCCAGUGAGUCAGUAUUCCUGCGCAUGGAGGGCAUCCCCUUCAUCCAGGAGGAGCUGGCUGACAACGAGGAGAACAGCAAGCGGCAAAACAGUGAGUGCUGUGACAUCGUCCUGGAGGCAGAAUCCCCGGGCAGAGAGGCUGGGACCACCUCAUCGCCAAGCAGCUCUGAGGAGACAAUGGGCAGGAGGCUGCUGAGAUCCCUCAAUCUGCAGCAUGAGGGUCUCCUGCCACGAGGCUCAUGUUCAACAGCAGCAGGUCUGCACUUGCCCGCUGCCUGCCCGCCCGCCUGCCCGCUCGUGCCGCCCCUCCCUGCAGGACUUGUGCAGAGCCCCACUCCUUGGCGAGAAAGGAUGUGCCCCUGGUGGGGCUGAACCACCCAGGCGUCCUGGACUGACUAGCUGGAGCCCAAGGGCCCUUGCCCAGUUGCUCCCUGGUAGCAUUUGAUCUUAAGGAAGAGGUGGAUAAAGGAAGAGUGGAGAAGUAUCUGGCAUGGUGUCCCUGCGGGCAGAGCAAGGAGGGGCGGCCCAACCCAGAACUGCCCUUAGCAUCACUUACCAUCCCCAUCCCAGCAAGGCCUGGAGCCCCUCAGUGCUGGGUGCUGCACAGAUGUAGUCUCCACCAUGAGGAGAAUGUGCUAUUUGGGGGGUGCCACAUGCCGCUCAGGGCCCCAGCACACAUUUGUGCCGUGCCUAGUGACACACUUGCAGCACCUUGCGCACGCUGACCAUCAACAAAACUCGGCGCUCCGAAACCCCUGCUAGGCACAGGGCAGGGAGCCCAGCUCACCGCCAAGUGCAGCCCCCCUGCCUGGGGAGGGCUGCUCCACGCUGCAUUGAACCAUCCUCCUCUCCAGACAUGGCUGCCUGUGGGAGGGAGGCUCACGCCGAGCCUUCAGGUUGGUAGAGACCAGUCAGUAGUUUUUGUAGAGGCUGAACGCAACAGGGAUAUUAACAUUAAAAGUGAUUUUUCCCU
Athene cunicularia (burrowing owl) is the source of this 2549-nucleotide messenger RNA. It is a transcript of the gene CNNM1, whose product is annotated as cyclin and CBS domain divalent metal cation transport mediator 1. The transcript has 12 exons. Gene Ontology annotation, biological process: transport; magnesium ion homeostasis. Gene Ontology annotation, cellular component: plasma membrane. Gene Ontology annotation, molecular function: transmembrane transporter activity. Bases 65 to 1948 code for a protein of 627 amino acids. Lineage: Eukaryota; Metazoa; Chordata; Aves; Strigiformes; Strigidae. The record is from RefSeq and is a predicted model, not a curated record.